This is a messenger RNA of Galdieria sulphuraria, 2708 nucleotides long. RefSeq names its product sec34-like family protein isoform 2. Gene Ontology annotation, cellular component: membrane; cis-Golgi network; COG complex. Bases 12 to 2588 code for a protein of 858 amino acids. The record is from RefSeq and is a predicted model, not a curated record. Lineage: Eukaryota; Rhodophyta; Bangiophyceae; Galdieriales; Galdieriaceae. Gene Ontology annotation, biological process: Golgi organization; intracellular protein transport; intra-Golgi vesicle-mediated transport. The transcript is spliced from 4 exons.
UAACACAUGAUAUGGAGUCUUUCACGUUUCAAGAGUUUUCUCAGUUGCAAAAAGAAUGGAAAGAGUUGCAGUUAAGUUUGGAAGAACAAGAAGCUUUGGUUAGAAUCCAGAAGAAACUACAAAGUGACACGCAAGACUCCUUCAGUUCCAGUCAUGAAGACCAAACGAACGACUCGGUCUUAGUAGAGACUAGCACAGCGGGGGACAAACCUUUUACAGUGGAAGCUUUGAACGAUCAACUGCUGCAGAUAAAGAACUUGGAAGACUUUCACUGUUGGUCAAAGAACGCUGAUAAUUUUCUUACUUUUAGAGGAAACAAACCGUUAGCUAUGAAGAGAGAGGAGCUCGAACAGAAAAUGAAUAGAUGCCACGAAAUGAGGGAGAUUCUUGAAAACUUGAAGAAACAGUUGCAAGUAUUGGGAAAUGAAACAAGUUUUGUGACGACUUGCUUAGAAAGUUUUUUAAAUGAUAUGGGUGCUACCACUGAACAGUAUGGCUAUUCCACCGAGUUGCUUCAUGUUCUAUCCGAGCGUUUGUCCUCAUUGGACCUUUUAGAGUCAACCACGCAGCUUUUGAGCCAAAAGCAGCUGAGUCCCACCGAGUCUGAGUUUUGGAAAAGGUUGAAACAAGUUGAAAAUAUUUUGAAGAACAUUAUAUCGUCUCAUGCGCAAGUCUCAGAGGCAGAUGAGUUUCUUGUCAACUUGAUGGACUUAGAGUUGGAGUUGUUUGAUCAGAUACGAUAUCAUUUUCAGUCCUUUAUGAGUCAGACUUGUGUAGACACCUUUCAGGUAGGUUAUUGCUAUUCCGUUUUUAUUUAUGCAUUAAUGAAUCGAAUAUCCCAAAAGGCUUACAGAAACUGGACCUCAGAUAUACGUAAUUCAUUUAGGUCCUUAAACUCUGAGUUACAUCAUAAUUCUUCCUUAUACAGUUAUUUUCGGUCAACUUGUUCUAAAACAAAAAGUUGGAUGGUGGCUUUAGAGUCACGAGUCAAUCAUGGCAUCAUAGUUGUUGACACCAUAUCGAAUCGCAACUCAUUGGGUGUUAUUAUUCAAAGUCGUUUACAAAAGGGAGCAGAGAAAGUCUUGAUGGAAUGUCAGGAUGUCUAUUUGAAGGAAAGGCAAAAGGUUGUAGAACAGAUAUUUUUCCAAUCAUUUUAUGAAUUUCGUACAGUUCAGGAUAUAUCACAAAUGGCAAGAAAUAGUGGUAGUAUGCUGAUAAAGUUGUUGCAAAUGGAACAAGACCUCUUUGAGUCAUAUUUUGAUUUCAAUGAAACUUGCGGAAAGUAUCUAGCCACCAUGUUGGAUGCUUUUGGAUCUCAUUUUUAUUAUACAUGGAGACCUCGAAUAAUUGAAGAACAACAUUUAUCUCGAUUGGUGGAUAUAGUUGAAAUAUUUAGGUCGGAAAUUUUACCUGAAGACAAGGCAUCGGAUAAUAUGAAUAUAGCAAAGAGUUGUUCCAAGAGAAUACUUCAGCGUACUAUUGCCGAUGCUCAGGAGAGAAUUACCUAUCUUACUCAAAUCUAUAUAAGAAACGAAAUUCAAUCCUACAGUUUUACCCGAGAAGAUAUGAACCGAUGCUGUUUCUUUAGUUCUUCAGAGUCUCGAGAAGUUGAACCUUCAAGAGAAGAAACAAUGGCGAUAAAGAGAGGCACUAAUUAUAAAGAGGCCGUUCUACCUUUUUCUUGUUGGUAUCCUCCAGUCGAUCGUACUUUGAAAUUAUUAGCCAUGCUAUAUCGACGUAUGACCUCUGAAGUUUUUUCUGGUUUAGCUGAGGAGAUUGUAUCUUCAUGUGUUAGUAUUUUAAUACUUUCUUCUCAACAAGUAAGACAGUCAUUAUCUAUGGAGAAUUCGGAAGAACAUUCCAUGUUAUUUCUUAUGAGUCAAUUGUGGGUUUUAAGAGAACAAAUUCAACCAUUUGAUGCAGAUUUCUCCUAUCAGGAAAAAUUUCUAAACCUUUCGGAGUUGAGAAACUCGAUGAUGCGAAUGAUUUGGAGAACCAAGUCCCAUAAUGAAGUUUUCUCUCAAGAGCCUCAUCGACAAAUUAUUCAUGAUUCCAAACGCAGUUUAGAAGAAGAAUUGAAGAAAGCUUGUUCUAAUUAUAUUAUGUUUCUUUGUAAUACUUUUCUAGAGCCUCUUUUAUCCCUUUUAUCUGAAAUGAAUACAUUAUCUUCCAGACAGGGCACCAGUCUCUCGACUAGUAUAGAAAAGACAUCUCCUUUGAGACAAAAUAGUAUACGAGAACCAACCGAUGCGGAAGAGAAAAUAUCUUUUGAUUUCAAUUUAUCAUCUCCAGAAACUGUUCUUGUAGAUCCUGAGUCGAUUAAACAUGCCUGGUCGCAUGUUUGGAGGUUGUUGGAACAGAAAUUUCCUCUUCAUAUUCAACUAUUCAAACGCUAUAUAAGGAGUCCCAACUGUCAGGAACAGAUCUUAUUUUCUGUAUGUUCGAAUACAUCGACCAGUUGCAUGGAACUGAUGACUAUUUUACAAACUAAAUACACUUUGGAACAACGGGAACAAAUUGCUAUUGAUGGCAUAUGUAUUCAACAACUUGUGUCACGCGUUAAAGAAAUUUGUGGAUUUGCAGAGUAAAAAGCUUAGCCAUGCGGAUACAGGUUUUCUACUGCAAAAGACUUAGAUAGCUUGAACCUCUAGUUUCUUCUUGGAGGAGGUGGAGGAGGCGGUGUCAUGGGGGCAGAACUCGCUGCUUUU